Exaiptasia diaphana is the source of this 1405-nucleotide messenger RNA. RefSeq lists its product as uncharacterized. NCBI's taxonomy places the organism in Eukaryota, Metazoa, Cnidaria, Anthozoa, Actiniaria, Aiptasiidae. Bases 259 to 1260 code for a protein of 333 amino acids. The transcript has a single exon. The record is from RefSeq and is a predicted model, not a curated record.
UUUAAGCUGAAACAGAUCGUCAAAUUCCAUACCCGUGGAAACCAAACACUAGACCUCGUUAUAACAAACAUUAAACAUCUCUACGAGGAACCGAUCCAGCGCCCAGCCUUUGGUUUGUCAGACCAUUUAUCAGUUGAACUCCAACCGUUAUCUCGCAGCAAAAGUCUUCCAACCAAACGAACAAUUAUCACGAGAGACAAGCGGGAAAGUCAAAAGGCUGCCCUGAGCUCUUACCUGGAACAGGUUAACAUCUCUGAUAUGGUAAAUAGCAAAACGUCCUCUGAAGAUAAAGUUCAAAUUUUGGAAGAGGUUAUCACCUUUGGUAUGAAUGAGAUCUUGCCUUUGAAAGAGAAAACGAUAGCGGCAAACGAAGCACCAUGGAUGAAUAACUCUCUUAAGCGACUCAUUCGACAUCGUCAAAUUGCUCUGAAAAAUGGAAAUUUGAAGGAGUAUAAUGAGCUAAGAAAUAAAGUGAACAGAGAAAGGAAAGCGUGCCGAGCAAAAUACUAUGAAGCAAAAGUAAAAGAUCUUAAGAACUGUAAGCCUGCCCAGUGGUGGAAAGAAAUUAAACAACUUAGUGGUUUUUCUAAAGUAGAAAACACAAACUCUAUCACUAACCUUCAACACCUUGCUGAGGAAGGAGAAGACCCUACGCUUUUAGCUAAUGCAAUUAACAACAGUUUCUUAUCGCCAAUGAGUGUAUUCACCCCGCUGGACACGCCUGUUCUGAAUACAUCUACGAACUCGCACCUUGAAGACUCUCCUCGUCCCGUGUCUGAACUCUCAGUCAUCGAGAAAUUAUCGUCUCUCAACCCCAACAAAGCGUCUGGUCCAGAUGGAAUCCCAGCUUGGGUAUUAAGAGACAACGCAGACAUUUUAGCGGCACCUGUAACCGAUAUCCUGAACACCUCCUUCCGUGAGCGUCGCGUUCCAAGUUCUUGGAAAUCAGCUGACAUUACACCUCUCCCAAAAACAUCUCCUGUAACGGAUGUCAACAAACACCUGAGACCCAUCUCCUUGACACCAAUCCUUUCUAAAGUUGGGGAGGAGUUCAUUAUUGAUGGCUAUAUCAAACCUGCCAUUCUAGCAAAAAUCGACAAGAACCAAUAUGGAACUAUCCCUAACUCUAACACCACGCUUGCCCUAAUUAGCAUGCUACACAGCUGGUACAAAGAUACGGAUGGRAAUMGAUCGACAGUGCGUGUAGUGUUAUUCGACUUUAGAAAGCAUUCGAUCUCUUCGAUCACUCCAUCCUCAUGACCAAGCUUCAGGAUUACGACUUAUCACCUUGGGUGCUGGAUUGGAUUGCUAGCUUCCUGACUGAUAGGAAACAGCGGGUAAAGCUUUCCCACGACUGCUUUUCGGAGUGGGGUUCAYUCAAAGCUGGUGUACKACAAGGGACGAA